Molecule: messenger RNA, 2753 nt
Organism: Prorocentrum cordatum
Lineage: Eukaryota; Dinophyceae; Prorocentrales; Prorocentraceae
Source: the annotation of a GenBank genome assembly
CUGCCAGGGAGGCCGCCGCCGAGGCUCUCAGGCCGAGCAGGGCGAGGAGGACAGACAGCCUCCAGAAGCGUGUUCUGGAAGGGAAGAUCAGCUCAAUGUCAGCUCAGUUGGCACAGGUCACGGCUGAGGUCGCGCGGCUCCAGGGGACAGGCACGGAGGCCGAGGCAGCUCAGGCACGAGAGGCUGCACAGCAGGAGCAGGAGCAGGAACUCUCGAGGCUCAGGGGCUUGCUCCUUGGUCCUCGGCCUCAGGCCUCACGCCUCUGGGGCGAGUACGGCCACCUCGGAGGCGAUUCAGGCGCUCAGGGCAAGGACUUCGGAGAGCUCGGCAGGACAGGGGCCUUGGACAACUCAGGAGGGUUCGGUCACUCAGGAUCAGCCGCUGGACGCCUGCAGGGCGAGGGCGAAAGGCUAGAGGAGGCUCGCAGGAACGGACUUAAGGGCAAGUCAGCGGGUCAGCUGGGCGCCAUGUACGGACGGUGCGGUGGCAGGCCUCCUAAGGAGAAGGACUUCGAGGCCCUUGAGCUCCCCUCUUCAGUCCGCCUGGUCCUCAGUCCAGAAGACCAUAAGAAGAUCCCUAUGCUUGGUCACAAGAAGAAGGCCGCUCAGUACAUUGAGGACCAGCUCAUCGCUGUAGGCUUCGCGAAGGGGUCAGGCGAAAAGGCUCCUGAGCCAACUGAGGACCAGUGGAAGAAGAUCAGGCCCCUCUUCGGGAAAGGCGUCAAGACGAGGCAGCUCGUGAGGAUCUAUGAGCAGAAAGAUAAGGUGGAGAAAGCCAUUAAGAAGCUACGCCUGGGCAGGUCAGGCGGCAUCUUCAGCCGCCGGAAGAAGAAGCAGGGCCUGUCAGGACAGGCAGGCAAAGGUGUCAGGGCCAUUGAGCGCCACGUAAGUGGGUCAGCUGAGAAGAAAGGGCCCGGUAAGCGGAGCCUCCUCAUGCCAGUGUUUGAUGAGGUGCAUAAGACGUUCUUGAGCUGGCGUAAGGGAGGUCAGUAUGUCGAUGAAGGUGACUUGUACUUAGAGUACUGCUACCAGGCCGAUCAGAUGAAGACGCGUCUCGAAGCUCAGAGGAACCCAGAAGGUUGGUUGCCGAGUCGUCAGAGGGCCCUCCUUGAGGAGAUUGAGAAGCGUGAGAAGGCCAUUCAGAAGAGUGAGAAGAUGGCUGAGUACACAACUGAUUUCAUUAAGGAAACGUACGGCAUCAGGUUGUACAAGCCUCAGCGCCUCCUGAGCAUUUCUUUGGAGGAGGAGGAGAAGCGCGCCCUUCAGGGAUGGUGCAGCUUCGACCAGGCUGUCAGGCUUGCCUGCUUCGACUCCGUGGAGGACCUCUCAGACAUGGUCGCUGACGCUAAGGGAUUCAGAGACAACAUCCAGAAUUUGGUGAUCUUCAUGUCCGAUCAGGUGCCGAUGUGGCUAAAAAUCAGCCCAGGGAAGCAGCUCUACGCUGAGGGGGAGGUUCAGGACCGCAAAGGCCCCAAGCAGACUUCAGUCCAGGAGCGGACAAGGUCCGUCAGGUCAGAGAACAAGGCCCUGUUUCAACGCCUCGCAGACCUGGACGUUGAGAUAUAUCAGCAGCCAGCAGGGUUCGAGGACUCAGUGAUUACGUGCUGGAAACUUGAGAAACAAUCUCAGGCCGCCAGCUGCAGCAUCGGUCUCAGAGACAUGUUCGCGGGCGCCCUGUCAGAGUCUUCUCUGAACACCUCAGCCGCUUUGGGUCAGCUACCUGUGUUCAUCAGAGGUAAGAUGACCGCGGCCGUGCAGGUGACGGACACCGACGUGGCCUUCAGGCUGAAGGCCAAGGUGAGGAGAAGGCAGCAGGAGCUCAGGAAAGAGCUACAGCGGCUAGCGGAGUCGGAGAGCACCAGAGCCAUUUUCAAAUGCGGGACGUAUGAGGUCCUCAGGACCUUAGCUUCAGCUUUGGAGGACCUGAUCGCAGACUUUAAGGCGGACAGCACGCUCAAGAAGGCUUGCGUCAGGAAUGGGUGGACGGUGCUCAGGCCGAAGCCCAGCCAGAAAGCUUUCGUCAGGGCCAACGAGGAGAAGUGGUUUCAGGACAGCGAUCUUAAGAUCGGACAGCACCGCCUGCGCGGCGGCUGGGUUCAGAAACGGUUCGACAACCUCGAUGAUCAGGGGAUGCCUAAGGACGUGCCUGCCCUCAGCGAGCAGGACAAGGUCCAGGAAGGCGAGGCCGGCGUCCACGGGGCCCCAGGAGACCUCAGUGUUCUGGCGACGUGGCAGGACAUGCAGGCAUCAGGAGAGCUCUCGGAGGCUGCGUUGAAGGAUCUCAGCCAGCAGGCAUGGUUGUCCAUGGAGGUGAACGACGUCGAGGGCAUCGAGGGCAUAGAGGAAGCAAAGGCGCUGCUCAGGACACCAGCGCAGAGGAGGAAACACUUAGGGAUCGAUCAGCACCUCACAAGUCAGAAGCCCGACCCGGUCAGGAGGCAGAAGAGGCAGAAGGGACGGAAGGAAAGGGCUGAGGCCAGGGCUGCGUCGAGGACAGGUGUCCUCACGGCAGUCAGGAAGUUGAGGUCUGAGGGCUACUCCGCGGGGCAGGCGUGCAGCAUGUCCGUGGUGCCUAAGGUUGGUAACAAGAAGGUCAAGAAGAAUAAGCUCUUAAAGUCACAGGUUAAGAAACAGAAAGUGCUUCAGGGUCUGGCGAAAAAGCGGCAGAAGGACAGGGAGAAGGCGGAAGCUAAGGCCAAGGCCGCAGAGGACGAGGAGGCGCUCAAGCAGCAGAGCUUGGAGCAGGCCUGGCAG